Molecule: messenger RNA, 1230 nt
Organism: Ectocarpus sp. CCAP 1310/34
Lineage: Eukaryota; Phaeophyceae; Ectocarpales; Ectocarpaceae
Source: the annotation of a GenBank genome assembly
AUGCGCGAGCGGGGUGAGCUCCCGAAGGCGAGGUCGAUUCUUAUCAUGGACAACUUGCACGCGCAGACCACGGACGAGUUCAAGGAGUAUCUUGCGAAGCACUGCAACACUCUCGCCUGGUAUGGCCCUUCGGAGUGCACGGACGAGGUGCAGCCAGUUGAUGCAGGAGCCGGACGAUUUCUCAAGGUGGAAGUCGGGAGGCAGAUGGACAUAUGGCUCGAGCAGUCGGACAACCCCGAGAGGUGGGAAACCGCGUCGCUGACAGCUUCUGAUCGGCGCGUCCUGAUCACUCAGUGGAUGGGAGUGGCCAUGGCAAGACUCAACAGCCAACAGGCGUACCGAUACCGUCUUUUCGAAAAGUGCGGGAUGGCCAUGACCGUGGACGGCUCGGGCGAUGAUCGAAUCACCUUGGAGGGUUUGGACAAGCCGUAUGUAUACCUUCGCUAACGAUGAAGACAGUAGCGACGACGAACAAGGUUCGGAGAACGGCAACGAUGAGCCUGAGGGGCGGGCGGAGGAGGGCGAUGGAGGCCAUGAAACGUUUAUGGAGGGCGUUGACUCCAGCGAUGUAGACGACGGCGACAUCUCUCAACCCCAGACCGACGAGCUAGUUCUUCUGGACGACGCUGACAGCAUGGACCCACAAGACCCGUAGGAUGAGAUACAGGGAAUGGAGAUCCAGGCAGGCUUUCGUAUUCAAGAAGCUAAACCCUUUGCUCUUGACAGAUUGCUUUUGCGGCGUGGAGUGCUCGUUAGGCUGGGCAUGGGGUGGUUUGGAGGCCUGAUCACUCAACAAUCUCAGAAGGACACUCGCCACCUGUACGACUACUGUGUGCAGCUGGAGCUAGACCAGAGUACGCGCAAGAUGAAAAUGCCCUUAGACAAGUACGGCGGAGAUUCGGAUGCGGCUGUAGGCUCCUCAUUACUAAUUUAGUAGACCAGGAAGGGUACGCAGGACGAACGUCACCUUUGUGGACCAAGAAGGUUGACAGUUGCUGCUCCAUGCCUUGGUAUUUUCUUGUAUCGACAGCAGUACUAGUGUUGCUCAUGGUUGACAGCCGACAAUAUCAAAUGAUGUUAAAAUACUGCAAGCACAAGAACGCCCCUUUCUGGAGAAGAAUGGACGACGAAAUAAGAACUUGGCAAAUAAGAUCUGGUGCUCGGGUUGAAACAGCCAAUAAGAACUGAGCCUCGCCCAAUAGAGGAGGUUCGAAGUCCGGGCCGGCACUG